AUGGAGGAACUUGAACUGGUUCUGCACUCCAACAAAGUGGACAUUGCAAUUGCAACAGAGACAUGGUUCACCGAUGCAACUACCCAGGUAGCUAACAUUCCUACAUUUACUACCAUCAGUAAAUCUCGUCCGAACAAGCGAGGAGGUGGUGUUGCUAUUUUUGCCAAGGAUCAUCUAUCUGUGCAUACAUUGUCCGACCAUGUUUGCGAGUUAGAAUGUAUGUGGCUGAAACUCGACGUGAAAAAGGCUAGAUGCUCGGUGGCAAGUUUGUACAUAGGUGUCAUCUACUAUCCACCUAACUCAACAUCUGAAUGCAAGAUUCUGGAUCACAUAUGCAACACUGUAGAUCACAUUCGUGCGUCAGACAUGUCAGCAAUAAUCACCCUCUUCGGUGACUUCAAUGGCUUGAAAUGUGACCCUAUCGAGGCUAACUUGAGUAUGACACAACUGAUUUCAUUCCCUACUCGUGGUAAUGCUACCCUGGACAAGAUUUUCACCAAUUUUCCUGUCCUGUUCAAGGAACCUGAGAGACUCCCACCUCUGGGAGCUAGUGAUCAUUGCUGUGUCCUCCUCUCGGCGGUCUGUGAACUCCCUCAACAAAAGAAGGGCGCAACAAGCUUUCGACCCUACAGAGAUUCUUCGGUGCGUUCGUUUGGGCAGUGGAUAGUCGACUACGACUGGAGCAGUGCACUCACUGACUCAUGUACUGACUCAGUGGGAAACUUCUUGACUACAGUUACAGAUGCCUACAAUUUCCAUUUUCCACUGGUAACCUCUACACUGCAGAACAAUGACAAACCUUGGAUGACACAUCGCUUGAAGCAGUUAGUUAAACAACGACAACACGCCUUCAGAAGUGGCAACAUGGACAAAUGGCGUUCACUUCGUAGCAAGAUACGGCGGGAAAUUAGGACUGCCAAGUGUGAGUUCUACAAGCACACUGUCCAACAUCUGAAGUGUAGCCAGCCUGGCAAAUGGCACAGACAAAUUCAAAAACUUUGCCAGAUUAAAUCCAAAUGUACCAUGAUCCCUGGUGCUGAUGUCGACCCAGAAACUACAUCUGAAACAAUCAAUGGCCACUUCGCUGAUAUAUGCAAUCAGUUGCCUGCCCUUGAUCUCCAAGGGUUACCUUCAUAUCUACCAGCCAAGUCACCACCCCCUCUUAUAUACAGGGGGCAAGUGCUUAAGACCCUCAAGAGACUGAAGCCAAUCAAAGCUGGCCAUCCCUCCGAUUUGCCAGUACGGCUGAUCAGUGAGUUUGCUUAUGAAUUGGCUGACCCUCUCACCGACUUGUUUGUACAAUGCCUGCCUACUUGA
Molecule: messenger RNA, 1317 nt
Organism: Patiria miniata (bat star)
Lineage: Eukaryota; Metazoa; Echinodermata; Asteroidea; Valvatida; Asterinidae
Exons: 1
Coding region: 1-1317 (438 amino acids)
Source: RefSeq, a predicted model, not a curated record